UGAGGCAGACACACUUCCGCACAGUCGAAGACACACUCUGCCAGUCUCUUGCACUCACUCUCUAUGUCCAUUUAUUGAUCUCUGGGUACAUGGCAGGAACCAGAAUUACUAAUAUGCAGACGGCAGCGAAACCGCAAGCUCUGCUUCUCCCCCCUCUUGGACCUGUGCAGCUGAGGAUGAAAACAUCCAAUAGUAGCGGGGAGAGACUGAGCCAGACGAAGUCCAUGGUCAUUCCAGAACCUGAAACGCCUGGAAAACCAAUAUCUCGCCAUCGGAGGAAUCAAUCGCAACAUAGUAUCGGUGGUCCAAGCGGAGCCGAACUAUCUGUUCCUCUGCAGAGUGCGUAUCUGAACAAAGCCAAGAUUGCGGAGGGGGGCAAAAAACUGAGGAAGAACUGGACUACUGCAUGGGUUGUCCUUGGCUCUGAUCACCUUGUUUUUUACAAAGAAAGCAAACAGGAAGCCUUGGUUAAUCUGAAGCCCGGAAACAGGCCAGGUGAGGUGAAUCUUGGCGGGGCCAUUGUGGAAUGGACAAAGGAGAAGUCCAGUCGGAAGAAUGUGAUUCAGAUAAUUACCAGUAUCGGUGAUGAGUACCUCCUUCAGUCAGAUGAUUUCCCUACAAUGAGCAAAUGGCGUGAAGCUAUCAAACUGACAGCAGACAGAUCAUGCAGUGGGGCGGGAAGACAGAUGGCCAGGCCGGGCCUGCAGAGAUCCAACAGCACAGAGUUCCUCUCCAGACGAGCCUUGGAGGUCCCCGCAGCCAAAGAACCCAAACCUGAGCACAGGCGAUCACUCAUGUUCUCAUCUGGGAAGCUGAAGCACAGCGCCUCAGACAGCGCCGACAAGAACGGUGUGAAGAACAGACUGAAGAAGUUCAUCUCCCGGCGGCCCUCCAUGAAGACGCUGCAGGAGAAAGGCCUCAUUAAAGAUCGAGUGUUUGGUUGUCACCUGCUGACCCUUUGCAGUCGUGAAGGAACUACAGUGCCAAAGUUCAUCAGGCUAUGUAUACAGGAAGUGGAGAGGCGUGGUCUGGAAGCCGAUGGCAUAUACAGAGUGAGUGGUAACUUGGCCACAAUCCAGAAGCUAAGAUUCAAGGUUGACCAAGAGGAGGAGCUGAACUUGGGUGACAGCCAGUGGGAAGAUAUCCAUGUCAUCACAGGAGCACUCAAGCUGUUUUUCCGGGAAUUGCCUGAGCCCUUGUUUCCUUUCCGCUUCUUUGAGCAGUUUGUUGAGGCUAUAAAAAAUAAGGACCCCAGACAGAAGGUUCAAGUCGUGAAGAAACUGGUCAAUCAACUCCCCAAGCCAAAUCACAACACCAUGAAGCUCUUAUUUAAACAUCUGCAAACACUUCUCCGUCAUUCUUUGAAGAACCUCAUGUCAACACAAGGCAUCAGUAUUGUGUUUGGUCCAACUCUUAUGUGGCCAGAGAACGACGGAGGAAACAUGGCAUUCAACAUGGUGUACCAGAAUCAGAUCAUAGAGUACAUUCUUAUCGAGAGUCGGGAAAUCUUUGGAACAGAGGACAUUUAAAAAAAAGUACAGAAUGGUGGAACAGGAGUGUGGGAUAUGAUUCUUUUUAUUCAUUUUGAAUUAAUUAAUAUUGGUAUGAACACUGACCAGAGACUAUAUGUGAAAGGAAGCUAUCCAGAGUAACCUGAUAACCAUGUUGACUGAGAAGUGCCUUUUCACACAAGGUAUAUAUGACUGAAGGAAGUUUCAAAGUGUGUAUUGUAUAUAUUUAUGCUGUGUAUAUAUAGAUGAGUUUGAAAGAGAAUAUUUUCAGCUGUUUCUGACAAGAAUUUGGCCUCACAUCAGUUUCAUAGUAUGAUACAGAUUUACAUCAGACACUGAAAUGUUAUAUAUAUAUAAAAAAAAAGCAAUGUCCAGCUAGUUUAAAAUAUUUUCAUCAUUGUAUUUUCACAUACAGUAAAUUACUAUUUGCAUCCUUAAAAGAGUCUAUGUUACAUUUCUGUACUGCUCAGGUGUCGUUUUAUAUUACAAAUCAAUUCAGUUGUAUUUUCUGUGCUCAGUUUAGUAGUUAUAUGAAAGAAGGACUACAUAAAAGAAUAAUAAUGCAUGUAACUAUGAACAUUCGUACAAUGUGUUAUUAUCACAUUUGUAUUGCUUAAUGAGUUAUGCAUUGUGGAGUAUAACAAUGACUAUUAUGUUUGUAUCACUUAUUGUAACACCUGUUUAAUGUGAGCAAGUAAGAAAACUUGUAUAAUUUGAUAUGUGAUAUAGUGGGAUACAAGCACUGAGAAGAUCUCAGCAAUAAAGUUUCUUUACAUUACGCACA
This is a messenger RNA of Clupea harengus (Atlantic herring), 2295 nucleotides long. RefSeq names its product Rho GTPase activating protein 15 (gene arhgap15). The record is from RefSeq and is a predicted model, not a curated record. Gene Ontology annotation, biological process: signal transduction; regulation of GTPase activity. NCBI's taxonomy places the organism in Eukaryota, Metazoa, Chordata, Actinopteri, Clupeiformes, Clupeidae. Gene Ontology annotation, cellular component: cytoplasm.